ACUGGGGCCACGAAUAAGGAGCCAUCCAAAAUUCAAAGCGGGGGUGCAGGCUUUUGUGAUGGUCGUGGUAGUUGUUGUUCCUUUCCAACUUGACGGGAUGGAGUAGGUGGGCUUAUCUUCGUUAACUCACAAGAGCUCUGUGUUCGAGAGUGUCAGAGGAGCAGCCAUAAAAAGUUGCAAUCGUUAGUUUCCCGCACCCCACCCCUCCUCGGAAUCUCCUCCUUCCUUCAUUUGGCCACCCACCAAACCCAAACCCAGCAGAUGCCUGCACAAGAAGGAGAACCCCUGAAUUCUCCAGGACGACCCUCCUCCUCCUCCUCCCUCCAGGAAGGAUCGGAGGAGUUUCAGCAAACCCCUAGAGCUAUGCAGGUUUUCAGGCCUUUCCACCUGCAGCCUCAGAAUGUUUAUGAACACCUGGAAUUGACGCGGAGUCACUGAAAGAACAACAGCAGCAGCAGCAGCAGCAGCGAGGACCCAACUACUCUGCCACCGCCCGGAAUAGUGAGGCGUGGUGGUGGUGGUAAGUGGAGGGGGGGACCUCGAGUGAAGAAGUGGAAGAAGAGCCAAGACGCCCAUCUGCGGAGCUGGCAGCUGACUAUGGAAGAGCAGACGGACUGUAAAAGUCUGCGAGACUCUGCUCCGACUCCCGGCAGCCGCCCCAGCAGCAGCAGCCCCGGCGCCAGCGGCAGCGAUGGCGAGAGCGUGCCGCUGUCUCCCGGCAGCCACGCUCCCCUGUCCCCGGCCGCGCCGUGCCUCGUGUCACUGCCUCUCCACCCGCACCACCACCACCACCCUCCGCACCACCAGCACCAUCUCCCGCAGCAGCAGCAUCAGGCGCCUCCGCCUCCGCAGCAGCAGCGGCCGCCGCCGCCUCCUCAGCAGCAGCAACAACAACAACAGCAACAGCAACAGCAACAGCACCGCACCACCAACUUUUUCAUCGACAACAUCCUGAGGCCGGACUUUGGCUGCAAGAAAGAGCAGCUCUUGCUCCUGGCCGGGACUGCGGCCGGAGGAGGAGGAGGUGGCGCCGGCGGCGGCGUGGGCGGCGGCCGGGACAGGGACCUUGACCGCGCGGCCAGCUCAGGUAGAGAAAAUGUCAACCCUCUGCUCGGCAGGCCCCCCAACCUUAGCGCGGAGUCGCACGGGAGCCCCGACAGCUCCUCCAAAGCCAGCCCCGCCGCGGCGGCCGCAGCGCUAGGGACGGCCAAGCCCCCCAUCUCCUCCUCCUCCUCCUCCUCUUCCUCUUCCUCCUCCUCCUCCUCCUGCUCGGAAGGGAGUGGAACUAACCCGGCGAAGUAUGGGGAGCACGCCAACCCCGCCAUCCUGCUCAUGGGCUCCAAUAAUGGAGGAGCUGUUGCCAAGAGCGAUUCUCAACAGCCGCUGGUUUGGCCUGCCUGGGUUUACUGCACUAGGUAUUCAGACAGACCAUCCUCGGGUCCCCGCACGAGGAAGCUGAAGAAGAAGAAGAACGAGAAGGAGGACAAGCGGCCUCGCACCGCUUUCACGGCGGAGCAGCUGCAGAGACUCAAGGCGGAGUUCCAGGCGAACCGCUACAUCACCGAGCAGAGGCGGCAGACUUUGGCGCAGGAACUCAGCCUCAACGAGUCGCAGAUCAAGAUCUGGUUCCAGAACAAGCGCGCCAAGAUCAAGAAGGCCACGGGCAUCAAGAACGGCCUGGCGCUGCACCUCAUGGCGCAGGGACUCUACAAUCAUUCCACCACUACCGUGCAAGACAAAGAGGACAGCGAGUGAGCCCGCCAGGAGAGCACAGACCUUGUCGGGUUUAUUUUGUUUUCGUUUUUUCGUUUUUUGAUGCUUAAUAU
Molecule: messenger RNA, 1826 nt
Organism: Lacerta agilis (Sand lizard)
Lineage: Eukaryota; Metazoa; Chordata; Lepidosauria; Squamata; Lacertidae
Gene: EN1
Product: engrailed homeobox 1
Exons: 5
Coding region: 598-1755 (385 amino acids)
Biological process (GO): regulation of transcription by RNA polymerase II; multicellular organism development; neuron differentiation
Cellular component (GO): nucleus
Molecular function (GO): RNA polymerase II cis-regulatory region sequence-specific DNA binding; DNA-binding transcription factor activity, RNA polymerase II-specific
Source: RefSeq, a predicted model, not a curated record